AUGCCUAAAGACUACAAAAGCGACGUAUCGGGUAAAUACUACUUCAGGUAUCCUGGCUCCACAGCUAAUAGCGUCCGAUGGGCCUUCUGGGAGCCGGAGAAGGCACCCCUCAAGGGAACCAGAAUCCGGGAUGCGAUAGCCGGAUUAGAGAAUAUCAUACGGUUGCCUUAUGAUGUGCAGGCUAUUAUUUUCGAUAUGGUUCACGAGUUACCUAGCUGGGUACAUCUUAAAUUUAAAAAUUGGUCUCUGGAGAAGGUGGUCAUCAGCAACCACGAACUAUAUGCCAACAAAGAAUGGAACCAAGAGCCCAGACUACGACGAGAUUUGAGCCGCAGUGACCCGUCUGAUUCGUCCGGUAUUGGUGCACUUGCAAGUAAUGUCCUCCAUACCCUUGUUGCGAAUAGAGCCAACCUCGAAAACCUCCAAGAUCAAAGCGGUUGGGGCGACUCUCCAUUUUUCGUCAAAAUACAGAAUGAGGUCAAGACACCUCAAGUCAAGAGGCGAAUAGAUUGGUUCCUCAUCGAAGGUGGUAUGGAAUUCUACCGAGAUGACAGUAUAUACCGAAAUUUGAUUGAUAUCCGAACCAUCGCCUUCACACUCGACGAAGCUUACGAAUUUACACAACAAUUAAUACAUACCCCCAUUCCAGUUUUCGUACUCGACAGUGCUUCGCAAGUCGAAGAAGUCGUAAUCAUUGUCGGCGACCUCCAGAGCGAUAUUCCACCGUCUAAGAUGCAAGAGAUUGAUUCCUAUCAAGUCGAUAAGAUAGGCAAUUUCAAUCAUCCCAACUUGCCGCAUAAUAUUUCUAACGCUGAGAACUAUAUGAUCAGGGCUAUCACGAACAAGUGGGAAGAAGAUAUAUCAGAGAGGCGCGGAUAUCUGCUUAAUUGGUUAAGGGAUGACAUAGCACAAGACACGCAAGCGUACCCCAUACACGACCAUCUCAAUCAGAUGUCAAAAUGGCUAGCCAGCCCCUGCGGAAUCAAGUGGCUCGAGAUGGACGGUUCGGCCUUCCUUAGGACACCAUCCGGAUAG
This is a messenger RNA of Hypoxylon trugodes, 1035 nucleotides long. RefSeq lists its product as uncharacterized. Lineage: Eukaryota; Fungi; Ascomycota; Sordariomycetes; Xylariales; Hypoxylaceae. The coding region runs from base 1 to 1035 and encodes 344 amino acids. The record is from RefSeq and is a predicted model, not a curated record. The transcript is spliced from 2 exons.